AAACACUCUGAGUGAUUCGAGAGGAAACGGGGAUGAACGGGGCGGGCGGUGCUACACAGGUCUCUCAGAGCUGAACCAAACCCUGUGGUCGUCGGGGAGGAAAGCAAAGCGUUAUUUUCAGAGCGAUUAUCCUUCGUGCUGUGGACUUAUUUCCUCUUUUAUGCCUGCGAGUCUCUGGUGAAUCCUGACAAUGAGACUCAGGUCUAAAAAAACGAUCGUUAGCUGCGUGGAAACGCCGACGAGCAACCGCCAACGGUCCAACAAAGAGGCAUCGAGACGAACGCACCCACCGGGAAACGAGAAUCCGCUUCUUCUAUCCGAGGUAACAUGUUUGUCUGCUUUUAUUUAUUUCCCGGUCAUAAGACGUGUAACAUUUGCAUUAAUCUUCGUGGACAAUAUAAUCACUGUGGAGCUGUAAGUGGUCGUCUUUUUGUGCCAAUGCUAAUUAGUUAGCCGCCAAUAAAGCUAGUGGACCCAAAACAAAACAGUGGACGGUGUGCUGCAUUGCUUUGAGGGGAGCAGAUGAACGAUAGGUGACUUUUCUGACCUCAACCACGAACAUUUAUUCACAUGGUUUUAAACGAAUGACUUGUGAUGAACUGGAGAAGCGUCGUGUAACGACAGUGUGUUUAAUUCUGUUAAAAAGAUUCGAUUUUUCUGACUAUUAUAAACCAAAGGUGAGUGAAGAGUGGCGACAGCGCCCUCUACAGGAAGAAGCCUACAAUGACAUGAACUCCUGGGCAGUAUAACACAACUCACAUCUGUCAUUAAUUAAACUCUCAUUAAGCAUUUGCGUUUCAGUGUUUUGAUAACAUGAUAAAACAGAUCAAAACUUGGGCAAAUUAAUUGUUGAAGUUAAAAAUGGUGUUAGUUGUGUUCUGGACUUCAGAGGCCGUCAUCAUCCUCAUAAUCUCAAAUUUAACUUUAUUUUUAUGGCACUUUUCAGACAAAAAAUGUGGCUCAAAGUGCCUCACAGACGCUAAAAACAACAAUAAAACACGACCCUCCCACCCACACACUCACCCAUGGACCCACACACCCACCCUCGCUCACACACACACACAAAAGCGCACACAGUGUGAGAAUUUAAGACACACUGUUAAAGAGACAUGGCCUUACACCGAGACAUUGCAUGAGGAAAGAGCCCCCUUUAGGAAAAGCAGGAGAUAAAAAUGGUGAAAAGAAAGAGUAAAACCUGAUGGACUACAACAAUAAAAUAAAAUCAAAUGAGCAAAUAGGUAAGAGCUCUUUACCGUAUAAAAAAGGGGUAAAGGAAGUAAAAACCUCUAAGGCAGGCGUUAAGAACAGAUAUUCAAUUACAUAAAAGAAACAAGAAGAACUUAGAUUAAAAUGAACAUUUGCAAUAAGAGAAAUACAAAAAGCCAAUUAGUUUGUACACAUAAUAAAAGGAAAACUUUUAAAGAUAAUAUUAAUGUCACUCCUCAAGCUGAGCGUUUUUGUCCAAGUUAAAGAAGAAACAAUUUUAGGAAGUAUACUUGUGUAUUAGUACACACAAUCCAUUAAAGCCGGCCUGCUUAAAUACAUUGACGUUUGUGUUUCACUCGUCCUCAGUAUCCCUCAUGAUGCCGUGUCAGAUCUGCACGUUAAAUACUUGCUGCUCUGACGUGCUGUCUGUCUAGGGGAGGAUUUAACAGCCCGGUUGCAUGUGAAAGAGGGUCCCGGUGAAAGUAGGUCAACAGGACACACGCAUGCAGACUGUUUACACUCCAGCCUGUGUACAUGCUUUACGGCUGGUUUUGUUUAUGGCUCACGUGCCUGCAUUUUUCAUGUUGCAGACUUUAAUGCAGAGGCAGCUCAUAUUGGUUCUUUGUCUAAUGAGGGUUAGAGAAAAGCCAGCAACUCAGCAACUCUGCUUUGCAUUAGAAUAAAGAAGCAGUGCAUGUAUUUUGGUAACCCUUCGGUGUUGGCUUUUUGCUUCAGUUACACGGACGAUGUUUUUCAUAUUUUGCCGUGGAGAAUUUAUGUAGAUGGUAGAGUAACGUCAGGAUAAAGCACUCCCAUAAACCCCAUCAUAGUGUAAUACCUUAGCAUUGUUACUUUUAUGUGUGGCACAGUAGUGUAGUGGUUAGCACUGUCGCCUCACAGCAAGAAGGUCCUGGGUUUGAAUCCGAGUCACAGCGUUUCUGUGUGGAGUUUGCAUGUUCUCCCUGUGUCUGCGUGGGUUUACUCCGGGUACUCCGGUUUCCUCCCACAUCCCAAAACUUGCAGAAGUGGGGUUAGGUUAAUUUGCCACUUUCAAAUUGCCCGUAGGCGUGAAUGUGAGCGUGGAUGGUUGUUCGUCUCUAUAUGUCAGCCCUGUGAUGAACUGGCGACUUGUCCAGGGUGUCCCCUGCCUUCACCCGAAGAUGCUGGGAUAGACUCCAGCCCCCCGCAACCCUGGGAACGGGAAUAGGCAGUAGAAAAUGGAUGGAUGUUACUUUUAUUUUUGCAGUAUGGUCUGAACACAUCUCGAGGGAUAAAUCAUGGCAUUUAAGGAUAAUUCACAUCAGCCAACGAGGCUGAUUUAAAAGAUAAACAAAUAUCUGAACUUCUGCAGCCUUGUAGGAACAAAGUCGAGCAAUGUAAACGCCACCCCAAAUGACUACUAUCAAAAUAUUUUUUGCUUUCAUAAUUACAGCAAAUUUCAAAUUUACCAAAUUUAAAAGUGUCAUGCAGGGGUAUAAAAUAAAUGUCGUCAUUAUAAUGUAGUUUGGUGUUGCUUCUGACAUGAUUAUCAGUCAUGUUCUCAAAACAGGAAUGACUAAGAUAACCAUUUUAUUAGAUAAUUCUGUGCAUAGAUUAGUGGGGGGUAUUAAUAUGAUCACUUUUAUUGAAGGCAAAAAAAUCUAACAAAAAUUACAAUAUGAUGUUGGAAUUAUCAUCAGCAAACUUGAUUCUCAAUGAUUGGUAUUGGCUGUUUUGUUGAAAAAUAUAUUAGCCAAACAGUAUUUCGAUUUAUCUUCGGCCUCAUGAAAAGAUUCACAGUGAAGAUACACUUAUUUCUGUCUGUAUAAAAGAUUCUUUCUAUUAUUUGCAAUCGUGUCCUUUUUUGUUUUGAAUGACAAAUUCAUAUUCAACCAUCAGUCUUUACUUUUGUUACAACCAAAUGCUUUCAGGACAGGAAUCUUUGUCUCCUCAAACUUUGAGACAUUCAGAGUUAAUUGAGGAAACUGUUGCAGCUUCACAUUUCAGCAUCCCAAAAAGACACUAAUGAUGAUGAUGAUGAUGAUGAACUUUGUGAGACUAAUAAUUUGUCUUUUUCUCUUUUACUAUGAAGGAUGAGAACACCAUUGAAAAUGACUCCCAUCAUUUAGAUGAGGAAAUUCCCAUGAUGAGAAGGCGACUUCUGCCCCGCGGCCGGGCCAGGAAGAGAGCCAUCGCUGUGGAGGACAGAGACACAGGUUCUGGAAGUUUCAAGUUAUUAUCUGUGACUUUGUUCAGUAAACAUAGAAACUCUCUAGAUGUGAAUUUGUACAGUGUUCUCUGUGAUUGCUUUUAUUUUCCUGACCAAUUGGGUUUCUUGUGUUCCUAGAUUUGGGCUACACCACUCCAAUCAGAUCAAUCUUGCGUCAGAAGCACAUCCUGUCAGAGAUUGACACCGUGACUCCACGAAACACAACAGCCAGAAACAUCUACUCGCCCAUUGUACGUUUCUUCACACCCAGCAAAGAGAGUGAGUACAGCUUCUGUAUCUGCCAUUCUGGUUUCUUUGUAAGAGCUGCACCUGGAAAAAAUCUGCAGGAGUUAUGAUAUUGUACGGUUAAGGACAGUAAAAAAAAUACUCUUCACUUGUGUCUUGUAGUGAGCUCCAUUCACGGCUCCUUCACACUAGAAAGAAACAAUGUGAACCUCUUUAAGUGCUCAGCUGGCAGUGAGGCGGUAGGCUGCUGGUUGGUGUUUAUUCUGUUGGUGGAGGAGCCACUGUCAUCAGUCAUUACUGUUGCCUUUUGAAAUAAUAAGAAACGUUGAAGAUGCUGUUAAAGGCUGAAGGAAGUGACUGUCUCCGUUUUGGUUGCUUUCCCAGCGUAGCCAAGUGCAGCUGCCAAACCGAUCAAAUGUUUACUGUAUUUAUACUUUGAGGGGAAUUCUCUGAUUUGUUUCUUCCUUUAGAUAAUUUAGUAAAUUAAUUUACUGACAUGUCAGUUAACCUUAAAAUGAGGAAACUUAAUCACCUAGUUGAGUAAAGAGCUUUUUUUUUGUCUUUGUUGGACUGUACCAUCAUCGUUACUGGAAAAAAAAAAUCUUCACUCAGCCUCAAAAUGCCAAGCCUGCCUACAGUUCACUUACUUUGUUCUGUCUCUCCAGAUGUGGAGACUCCAGAUUCAGGGAACAGCGUGCUCAUGAGCCCAGAACAAGGUUUCUUUGCUUUCGGCUCCAUAGACCUUCUUGCCGGAGACGAGGACGACGAAGUCUUACCCUUUAAUCCGUAAGUUUUUAAGCCCUUUCCUCGCAUCCAGCCCCUCAUUCUAAUCUGACGGCAACACGCUCAUCUUGUUAAAAUGAGCCGUCUGCCCUCUUUUUGUAAAAGCUCAGGAUGACAGACUUUCUCAUUUGUUAACAUUUUCAACUCAGGAGAGUUGUGAGACCUGUUGAAAAGGCAGACGUGCAGGUGAAAAUCUUAAAAAAGGAUGUAACCUGCAUUUUCAACCAUUUCCUAAAUCCUUGUAAAACAUCACCUACAUGUUGAGUUGUGAUACUAAUUUGAUAUGCAAACAGUGAGGGUGCGCUGGUUCACUUCACUAUUUUGAUUUUGUAUUUCAUGACAUCAAGUUUUAAUAUUCAGACAUAAUUUUUAAUUUCUAGGACCUGCAACAUUUAAACAUAGGAACAAACACUAAAACACAAACACAACAUUUGAACAAACACACAUGAACUUCCCCUCAGGGAUCAAUAAAUUUCUUCUUCUUCUUAGAUUGAUUGAAAAUCAUAUUAAAGGUGUUCAAAAACUCUUUAAAUGUGACGUCCUUGUUGCUUAGAGAGCCAAGUUCUUCAGUUUACAUUAUUUGGUUACUUCCUCAAGUUCUUUUGAAUAGAUUUUCCCUGGUGUUUGUGAUUCAGUCUGAUAUAACAACGUUUUAUUUCUUGCAGCUUUACCUUCAUCAAGAACAUCCCACAGCAGUCUGAACACUCUCUACCCCAACUCAAAGACAUCCCACCAAAGACCAGGAGCACUCCUGAGGCCACGCUGGUGGUGGACCUGGUGAGUAUCUUCUCUAAAGCUUCCUGUUAUUACCUGCUGCUCUUGAGUUGGAAAAAGUUAAAGUGCACAAGCACAUGCAAUCAGACUGAGACGCUAAGGCAGAAGAACUAACAUCUCUGCAGUGAAAAAUGAUUAUAAUGAUGAUUAUUACUUCUUGGAAGUGAUUGCAUUUCCAUGAAGUGAUAAUCAUACAUUUUCUUCCUUGAGCUGCAAAACUUCGCCGCACUCAGUUUUUGACCCGUCAGGGCUCCCCCACAAACAAGCAGCUUCUGGAGGGGAGUGGAUGAGUUGUGUUUGGUCUCUUUGCUAAAGAAACCAGGCAAAACUAAAAAGAUGUUUGCUGCCUAGUGCCACAUGCUGGGACCAUGUAUGUACUGUUGAUGAAGUUAGGUGCUGUUCUGAGCAUUAUUUGUGGCUAUAGAGUGGCUUUUUGGUUGAGGUUUGCGCGUGGAGACAUUGACCGCUGUGUAUUGCUAUCAUGCCGUCUUUGCUUAAGUUGGUGUAACAAGAGAAGCAAAUGGUCAGCAAAAUUUAUCUCCCGAGAGGGGGGUCUCACUCAGUGUUACGAUGUGCUUGACCAUGACUUAGAUUUACUCCGCAAUGUCCCUUUAAUGUCCCAUUGUGUUUUGUUUGCUGGUGAUGAAGUCAUUUGUUGUGAAGGCUGUAUUAUUCUGUCAGUGUGAGUUUUUGGUUGAGGCAAAAAUUAUAUCAAGUUGUUUUGUGAGAAAGUCCUUUAAUUUGUGUCUUUACAGGAGGAGACCUUGAUGUUCAGCUCUCUGAGUGUGAUCGAGGAGGCAGAGUACACCUUCUACACUUCUUUCCAGGACCACCAGUACAAGGUUUGUAUUCCCUCUGAUUUAAAAGGUCAUUAGGGGUCAAUAUAUUCACAUCUCAUGAUUUCUGUUAUCCUUUUUGAUAUCAACAGGUGUACAUGAUCCUGCGGCCACAUGUCAGAGAGUUUCUGCAGUCCAUGGCUAAGAUCUAUGAGGUAAGUGUUUCAUAAAAAUUGAUGAUAAAAUAAAAGUGUUUGGUCUUUUAUCGCUGCAGUUUGCUAAAAGCAGAUCUGCCUGGAGGGUAUUUUUCUCCAGUGUGAUGAGGUAACUUAGUAACGAUGUCUUGUUAUCUUUUGGUUUGUACACUAAAGUUUUAUUUCAUGACGUUCACAUUGGCUUUUAUUUUGUUGGAACAGACUCAGCAAGUUAAGGGUAUGAUCUUAAAACUAUUUUAAAACUGGAAUCACGUGUUUCUUUACCUGAAUAUUCAACCCACACGGCUCUGAGUCAUCCAUGAGCAUGUUGGUUGGUUUUCAUGGGAUCCAGGCUUGCUGACUUUAAAAGGCCGUCAGUAAGCUCUUUUAUGAUUGUGUUUAUUGAGUGUUCUGCAAAGAUUCUCUCAAAUCACAUUAGUUAACUAUUCAGGUGUGUUUCAAUGGUACAAGCAUGACAACUACAUUACAGGCACUUUGUUUUGGUAUGUUUCUCUGCACAAAUGCAGCUGCCAGCAAUGAUACUGCUGAAGUCUGAACGUGAUUAUUUCUGAACUUAAAACUGUGACGUGCUGCUCUAUCAUUGUUAUACUUGAUAACUAAAGAAUACCUCAGAGCGGCAGAGUGUCUCACCAAUCUUUGCACUGGGGCUUGUUUGAGUAGGUCGCUAUGGUAACUGGAGGCAUAUCUGUCACUUGGGGACUGUUAUUUUGAACCUUUUCAUUUUGCUGCCAGAAAGUGUGAUUUAAAGAAAUAUAUCACUCUAAGGAUCCCAGUGACUAAACUCUGAUUCCGUGUUGUUGAUGCUCUACUUUUUUAAUGAGGACUGAGCAGCUGUUUAUUGAUAAGAAUUGAAUUUUAUGAGUUAUUGCCAAUUGAAAAAACGAGGGAUGCAGUGUAAAAACAAAAUUUUAAAAAAGGGCAGAAAACAUCAGAAACUGGUAAAGAAAAGCUUUAGGCUGUUGCACAAGAAUUUAUCAAACUGCAGACCUUUUAUUGAUUGGUAUUUUUAAAACUCAGUGAUAUGAGGAUGCAGAUGUUAUUACACUUCAAAAUGACUUGUAGGUUUGUAAUUUGUGCAGUCACAACAUGCUGCACACUUAAUUUUUUACGCAGUUUAGCUGUUUCUGACAAAUGAUUUCAUAUACUUCAUUUUGUGACUGAUCCUUUUUAAAAAGUAUUUUCUGUGUUAUCCUGAUGCUCUCUAAGUUCUGGUUAGUGGUCCCAGCUGCUGUUUGUGUUCUGUUGCAGCUGUUUGUUUACACAUGUGCGAAGAAGGAGUAUGCUAAGAAGAUCCUGAACAUCCUGGACCCACAGAGGAAACUGUUUCGGUAAGUCUCCUCAAAGAUCUGCUUACAGUCAGCUUUUAUAAACUCCAGCUUCACUCUAAGGACGUGCACUCUGUCAGGUUUGUCAGGCUCAGGCAGCAAGUGCUACUCUGCUCAUGCUCCGUCUGUGACCCUCUCUGAAAUGUUUAACGGCCUGUUUAUGUGGGAUUACUCGGUCUUCUUCAGGGAUUUAUAAAUUGGAGGGAUAGCAACAGCUUAAAUGAAGGAGAAAAAAAAUCAUCAUAUUGUGAACGUGUCUCUCAAACAUACUUAACAAUCAUGUUUUUACUCUUCACUGGUUUCCCUGGUAGACAUUGUCUGUAUCAGGAGGAUUGCUCCUGCGUUCUCGGCCACUACGUCAAAGACCUGAAUGUGUUGGGGAGGGACCUCGCCAAGACCGUUGUCCUAGACAACUCGCCCCACACAUAUCCGUACCAUGUGAGUACUGUUCAGCACAUGAGCUGUGUCUCUAUAAAAGUAAAAAGUAAUACUGGACUGUUUUUUUAUUUGUCAGACAAGUUCUGCAGUUUAAUCAGAAACAAACGCUGUUUUUAUUUUAACGCUGACGUUUAUUUAAUUAUGACGUGUAUUUUUUAUUUUCCAGCUAAUGAACACAAUCCCUAUCAAAAGCUGGUCUGGAGAGUCUGAUGACGGAGAACUGCAGAAACUCAUCCCCUCUAUGGAGAAACUGUCUGCAGCGGUACGUCUCUGAUUCUAUCAGCUGUCAAAAUUUCCACUUUUUUGUUCUUCAGCAAGUUUAAGUUUCAGUAUCUCGAGUUACAGAUGAGGAUUUAUUUUCCUUUAUAUAUCAUCUGUUACUUAAUUAGAAAUUCUUCUCAGAAUUCAUAUAUGAGAAUAGUUUAAGAAAUGUCACUUUAGUGAGAUAGAUAGCUCACUGAUCAAGAAAUCAGACUGUGGACUUGGUCGUCUCAAAAAACAAAUUGAGCCUCCACAGUUUGAAAACUUUUUCAGCACAUUAAAAAAAUCAAACAGUGAGAUAGAUGUACCAGUUUGUCCACAGGGGGCGCCAAAAUCAACAUACAUUAAAGUUCUCAGUGAGAGAUUCAGUAGUUUAAAUGCCUUUGACUAUAAAAUGAGAGAAAAAUGUUACAAAUAUGAGACAUAAAAGUACCAGAUGAUGUAUUAUUAUUAUUGUUGUACAUUAUAACAUCAGUCAGCGCUCUGGAAUUUAUUUUUUUACAGUGUGGAGGAGUUAUCCAUCAAGAAUAGACGUCUUUCUCUGUAAUGUCUUAAUAAUUAGAAUUGUCCUAGCUUGACUCUUUAACAGUCGAUGAAAUCAGCUCUUACUCUCAGCGUGUCACAGACAUUCAGCGGUUUAUCAAACGGCUGCUUAUCCGCAGCAGCAUCUGCCCGCUGUCUUUCCUGCCCAGUUUCAUCAUUGUGUCUGAAAUGUCUCCUGCUGUGUUUUUUCAGGACGAUUUUCGGGAGGUGCUGAAGAAGAGGAAGGAUCACUUCCACAGGCUGCUGUCAGAGGACUAACAGGACCCUCCAGUCCCCCCCUCUCACUUUAAAUACUUACGUGACUUUUACAGCUCAUGUUGACUUGUUUAUGCUUUGACUAAAAGCAGAAUCCAGUUUGAAUCAGAGAACCUGAAGCCAGACCUGCUUGUCCUCCCUGAUGACUUUAAAGGACGGCUGAUCGGUAUUUCAAACAUGCAGCUGGUCGUUCAUCACCAAAACCCAGUUUCUCCCAGACUCAUUCCACAGGGCAAUAAAUGCCACCCAGUGUAUAUGUAAAUAUCCCAGACCAAACUCAAAGUGUGUUGUUUAUAGUCCUUUAUUUUAAUUUAUUGGUUAUAUUUUUAAUCAUCGGCUAGCCUGUGUAUAUUUUAAAUAUGCUUUUUUAAAUAUGCAAUAAAAUUAUCCUGAGGCUGAAAGGAAAAA
Molecule: messenger RNA, 9418 nt
Organism: Xyrichtys novacula (pearly razorfish)
Lineage: Eukaryota; Metazoa; Chordata; Actinopteri; Labriformes; Labridae
Source: the annotation of a GenBank genome assembly